AUGACCAGGGGAAAGGGAAUGAAGUCAAAGAGCAGUAACAAGCAGGGUUUUAGCCAACACACACCGAUAACAGUAAAUGCAAAAGAUGGCACAGAAGCGAGCAAAAGUGAUGAGGUGACAAAUUUGAAAAGACUGAAUGAACAUUUACUGACUACAAUUACCAAUGAUAGAAAAGAAAUAGACGGGUUGAAAAACAAAUUGAGAUUGUGUGAUGAUGCCAAUAACAAAUUGCUUGAAACGGUGACGUCAGAUAAAAACAAGUGGAUUUCUUGUGAAAAGGAUAUGAAAGGUACAAUUUCAGAGUUAGAAUAUAAGCUCAAAGAAGCCAGAAAUUUGAGUGAGAAUCAUGAAAUGUUGUUCAGUCAAUUGGGACGAGAAAAAAGUCUGUUGGAAAAUAGGUUGAAAGAAAGUAGUGAUGUAAUUCAGGAAUUACAAGGGCUUAAAAGUGAGCUUGAUCAAACAAAACAAUUGAGUGAGAAUCUUGGAAAAUUGUGUGCUCAAUUAGGGCAGGAAAAAAAUGAGCUGGAAAAUAAUUUGAAAAAAUCCAAUGAUGUGAUUAAGGAAUUACAAAAUAAAGUGACCGAGGAUAGGAGCUUGUGGGAUGCUUCCAAAACAAAAUUGGAAGGAACAAUUGUGGAGGUAGAAAAUAAGCUUGAUUCUGUGGUGCAGGAAAGAAAUGUAUUGAGUCAGAAACAUAAGGACUUAUGCGGUAGCUACAGAAAUGAAAAAAAAGGGUGGAAAAAAUGCAAUGGUGGUGCUAAUAUGAAAUUAAAAGCAAAGAUGACUGAGAAUCAGGGAUUGUGGGAUUCAUAUAGGGUGAAUUUGGAAGGAAAAGUCGCGGAGCUGCAGAAUGAGAUGACAAAUUCGAAAAGCCUGAAUGAACGUUUACUGACUACAAUUACCAAUGAUAGAAAAGAAAUAGAUGGGUUGAAAAACAAAUUGAUAAUGUGUGAUGAUGCCAAUAACAAAUUGCUUGAAACAAUCACUUCAGAUAAAAACAAGUGGACUUCUUAUGAGAAAAAGAUGAAAAGUACAAUUUCAGAGUUAGGGCAGGGAAAAAACGAGCUGGAAAAUGAUUUGAAAAAAUCCAAUGAUGUGAUUAGGGAGUUACAAGAUAAAAUGACUGAAGAUAGGAGCUUGUGGGAUGCUUCCAAGACAAAACUGGAAGCGACAAUUGUGGAGGUACAAACUAAGCUUGACACUGUAGUGAAGGAAAGAAAUGAAUUGAGCCAGAAACAUGAGGACUUGUACACUAGCUACAGAAAUGACAAAAAUGAAUUGAAAAAAUGCAAUGAUGGUGCUAUGAAAUUAAAAGCAAAGAUGGCUGAGGAUAAGGGAUUGUGGGAUUCAUGUAGGGCGAAUUUGAAAGGAAAAGUUGCACGGCUGCAAAAUGAGAUCCUUGACGAAAGAAAAUCUAGCCAGAAACACCAAGAAUUGUUGACUAAAUUGAGGCAAGAAAAAAUUGAGAUGGAAAAUAAGUUCAUAAAAAUCAAUGAUACUACUAAGAAAUUGAAUGCAAAGAUUACUGAAGAUAAGCUGUUGUGGGAUUCUUGUCAGGAGAAGUUGGAAAAACAGGUUUCAGAGCUACAAAAUGAGCUUAAUGAAGCAAGGGUAUUCAGCCAAGGACGUGAAGAACUGUGCAGUGAGCUGAGACGAGCAAAAACUGAUUUGGAAGAAAAAGUUUUACAGCUCGAAGGUGAUCUUAAUGAAGCAAGAAUUUUGAUUAAGAAACAUGAAGAAUUGCGCUCUGAAUUAAUGAAAGAAAAGAACGAAAUGCAAAAUAAGGUAACAGAAUGCAAUGAUGAGACUGAAGAAUUGAAGGCAAAAUUGGCUGAACGUGGGUUCUUGUGGGAUUCUUCUAAGACAGAGUUGGAAGCCACUGUUGCAGGGCUGCAAAAUGAGCUCAAAGAAACAAGAUUGUUGAGCCUGAAACAUGAAGAAGCAUGCAUUCAACUAAGGCAUGAGAAAACAAAAUUGGAAGACGAGUUGAAAGACUUGGAUGAUACGAAUGAGGAAUUACAUGCCAAAAUGACUGAAAACGGUUGGCUUUGGGAUACUUGUAAGGCGAAUUUAGAAGGUACAGUAAUAAAGCUGCAGAAAAAGCUUAAUGAAACAAAGAUUCUGGCCCACAAUAAUCAAGUCUUAUACAAUGAAAUAAGUAGAGAAAAAAGUGAGAUGGAAACUAAUUUUCAUCAAUCCAUCAAUGAAGCUAAACAAUUAAAGGAUAAAAUAGCUGAAGAAGGGCACUUGUGGGAUAUAUCUAAGCGAGAAUUUGAAGUUACAUUUGCAAAACUGCAAAAUGAGCUUAAUGAAGCGAGAAUGUUAAGCCAGAAGCAUGAAGAUUCGUGGUCUCAGUCAGAACAGGAAAAAACUGAGUUGGAAAAUAAUUUUAAUCAAUCUAUUAAUGAAAUUCAGCAAUUAAAGGAAAAAUUGGCUGAAGAUAGGCACAAGUGGGAUAGUUAUAAGAGAGAAUUUGAAAUUACAAUUGCAAAACUGCAAAAUGAGCUCAACGAAGCGAGGAUGCUAAGCCAGAAGCAUGAAGAUUUGUGGUCUCAAUCAGAACAAGAAAAAAAUGAUUUGGAAAAGACUCUUAUAGGGCUACAAAAUGAAGUUGAUGAAACAAAGAUUUUGACAGUGAAAGACCAAGAGCUGUGUAAGGUGCUCAGAGAAGAAAACAAUCGGAUAGGAAAUAAGUUGAAACAAUGCAAUGACAGUAUUGGGAAAUUAAAUACAAAAGUUAAAGAAGACCAGCUAUUGUGGGUUUGUAAUAAGGAGGAUUUGGAAAGCAGAGUUGCAGUUGUGCAGUAUGAGAAAGAGACAUUGAUCCAGGAAUAUAAAGCUCUGUGGGCCCAUUUAAGAGAUGAAAAAUAUGAGUUGGAAGAAAAACUGAAAGAAUGCAACGAUAGGAAUAAGGAAUUGCAUGCACAGAUGAGAGAAGAUUGCCGCUUGUGGGAAGCUUGUAAGGCAAAAUUUGAAAACUCUGCUGCAAGGCUACAAAAUAAUUUUAAUAAAUCCAUUAAUGAAAUUAAACAAUUAAAGGAAAAAUUGGCUGAAGAUAAGCACAUGUGGAAUACUUCUAAGGGAGAAUUUGAAGUUACAAUUGCAAAACUGCAAAAUGAGCUUAAUGAAGCGAGAAUGAUUGCGGAAUUAAAUAAAAAAAUUGAAGAAGACGAGAGGUUGUGGGUUACUAAUAAGUCUGAUUUGGAAAGAAAAGUUGCAGGUCUGCAGUCUGAGAAAGGGGUAUUGAGCAAGGAAUAUAAACUUCUGUGGGCCCAUUUAACAGAUGAAAAAGAUGAGUUGGAAAACAAACUGAGAGAAUGCAAAGAUAGGAAUAUGGAAUUGCAUGCACAGAUGAGAGAAGAUUGCCGCUUGUGGGAAGCUUGUAAGGCAAACUUCGAAGACUCUGUUGCAGGUUUACAAAAUAAGCUCGAUUUGAUGACUAAUGAAGGAAUGAUUUUGAGCCAAGAAUAUGUAGAACUGUGCAUUGAAUGCGAAUUUUUGAAGGCACAGCUGGGAGAUUAUAAUGAUAUACUAAGCUCUAUGGAAGAUGAAACAAGGAGUCUAAUCUCUCUCUCAGAGAGCAAUGCAAACACAGUGGAGGCCUUGCAAACUCAAGUGCGAAUGAUCACCCAUGAACAUACACAUUUGAGCAUGAAAUAUGAAGAACUUACAAAUGAAAAUGAAUCUCAGAAAUUGAAAUUGGAAAAUUAUAAUCAUAGGCUUGAUUCAGUGAAAAAUGAGAGGAACUCACUUAGAUCUACGUCAGAAAGUAGGGAGGAGGCUUUGCUCCAAGAAAAUGGUUCAUUGAAACAACAAGUCCAUGAGCUUCAAAGCAAGUUGGGUAUGUGGGCUAAUGAUUACAAACAAGUUCCCACUGAUGAUAUGCUCGAUUCAGAAACAGAGGAGAGGCAAUUACUCACAUCUCUAUCAGAAACCAGUGAUAAAGUGAUGGAAGAUCCGGUUAUAGAGAACAGAACAGUGAAACGAGAAGCCCUUCAACUUUAUCAAGAAAACCAACAAUUACAAAAGGACAUAUCUAGUAAAAAGUCAUUAAUUCAAACAAAAGAUGGAAAUAUUACAGAAUUGAAUGCAAAAAAGAUUAAACUUAAGAAUGCUGUCGAAGUGUUGGAAGAGAUUGGAAGAAAAAAUACCCAAGUACUGAAAGAAUAUGGAGGUAUAAGGGAAGAGCAAGUGACGAGAAAGGAAAGUGAGGAGAAAAGGAAGGAGGGCAGUGGGAGGGUUUCACAUCGAAAUCAAACAGCCUUUAUUGGUAAUUUGAUGUCUUGCAUUCUUCUAGAUAUUGAGAAGUCUGACGUAAGCAGAUGCUUGUCAACUGCCACAAAAAAUAUCAUUCUUCCUUCUGAUGCACUACUUUGUGGAUGUCCUUAUGGCUGGUUUGGUGGGAUAGUAUAA
This is a messenger RNA of Cryptomeria japonica (Japanese cedar), 4413 nucleotides long. RefSeq lists its product as uncharacterized. The record is from RefSeq and is a predicted model, not a curated record. The transcript has 3 exons. The coding region runs from base 1 to 4413 and encodes 1470 amino acids. NCBI's taxonomy places the organism in Eukaryota, Viridiplantae, Streptophyta, Pinopsida, Cupressales, Cupressaceae.